CUGCCCGACACCGCCAUGGCCGCUGCCCGCACCCAACAUGGCCGCGGGUGCCUCAGGGCGCGCCGCGCGCGCAUGCGCGGUGCGAUGCAGCGCGCUCUGAGGGCGCUGCUCCGGGAGCCGCCGCCAUGGCGGCCCCGCCGCCCCCCGCCCGGCCUGCGGGGCCCGGCUCUCACCGCCCCGGGGCCUCUCUGUCUGUCUGUCCGCCCGGCCCGCACCGGCCAGGGACAGCGCUGGGGCCCGGCCCGCCCGCUCUGCACCGCCCCGGGGCCGCCGGCCGCCACGCACUAUCGCCUGGUGUACACCUGCAAGGUGUGCCAGACCCGCUCGGCCAAAUCCAUCUCUAAGGCCGCCUACCACCGCGGGGUGGUGAUCGUGACCUGUCCCGGCUGCGGGAACCACCAUGUCAUCGCCGACAACCUGGGCUGGUUCUCCGACCUGCAGGGGAAGAGGAACAUCGAGGAGAUCCUGGCAGCCAGAGGGGAGCAGGUGAGACGUGUGGCUGGUGAGGAGGCACUGGAGCUGCUGCUGGAGAGCUCGGCAGAGCCUGGGCCCCCAGGUCAGCUGGCAGAGGGGGACGACAAGGAGGCUCCCCCAGAUGCUGGCAGCAAGGGACACACCUGACACGAGGGAUUGUGGCCUGUGGGACACACCUGACACGAGGGAUUCUGGCCUGUGUGACACACCUGCCACGUGGGAUUUGGGACAUUCUGCUUGUGGCAAGAGACUCUUCACCUUCGUUCCCUGAUUUCAGCUGUUUCUAAAAUAAACUGGGGUGUUGGGUUUUCUC
This is a messenger RNA of Passer domesticus (house sparrow), 787 nucleotides long. RefSeq names its product DNL-type zinc finger (gene DNLZ). Bases 16 to 621 code for a protein of 201 amino acids. Lineage: Eukaryota; Metazoa; Chordata; Aves; Passeriformes; Passeridae. Gene Ontology annotation, cellular component: mitochondrion. The record is from RefSeq and is a predicted model, not a curated record. Gene Ontology annotation, biological process: protein folding; protein import into mitochondrial matrix; protein stabilization. Gene Ontology annotation, molecular function: zinc ion binding; protein-folding chaperone binding. The transcript has 3 exons.